AUGACCCAAGAUGACCCUCAGAUGACUGUGGACCUACCUGAGAAGAGGACUGUCCUAAGCCAUGAUGAUGAUGAAAGACGAGUAAGACGGAGAGAGAAGAACAGAGUCGCUGCUCAGAGAAGCCGAAAGAAACAAACUCAGAAAGCAGAUAAACUCCAUGAGGAAUAUGAAUGCCUUGAACAAGAGAAUACAUCUCUAAAAAGGGAGAUUGGAAAGCUGACAGAUGAAGUGAAACAUCUGAGUGAAGUGCUGAGGAACCAUGAGAAAAUCUGUCCCUUGAUACACUGUGCCUUAAACUUUGGGUUGAUUCCCAGACAUGAAGCCCUUCUUGGUCCCUUGCCAAGAUAA
Molecule: messenger RNA, 348 nt
Organism: Thamnophis sirtalis
Lineage: Eukaryota; Metazoa; Chordata; Lepidosauria; Squamata; Natricidae
Source: RefSeq, a predicted model, not a curated record